Theobroma cacao (cacao) is the source of this 1297-nucleotide messenger RNA. RefSeq lists its product as uncharacterized. NCBI's taxonomy places the organism in Eukaryota, Viridiplantae, Streptophyta, Magnoliopsida, Malvales, Malvaceae. The record is from RefSeq and is a predicted model, not a curated record.
UAUAUUUUGCUCCACGAAGUAAAAUCAUCAAGCAAUAGCAAAUUUAAGAGAGUCGGUCAGAACUCUAGAGAAUUGGCAGCAGCAAUGGCCUCAGUGCAGUUGCCCAAAACAACCGAAAAGGGCUUGAACCAAGGAUAUUAUGGUUGCAGCUCAUUCGGCCAGAAAGUGUCUGACAUGGCUAACUGGGCAUGCAAGGCUACAAGGGAGAACAAAUACCAGGGACCCCAGAAUGGCUAUGCAGUGGCUUACAGCGAAAGUGAAUGCUAUAGCCAAAUCCAACACCCCAUCCAUGGGACGAAAGAAUCCCAGACAGCUUACGCAAUGGCCGAAUUUCGGGAUGAGUAUGGCCGAUCUUAUGGCAGCCACAAGUCCCAAAAUGGCAAUGCAAUGUCCAAAACCAGGGUUCAUGGUCCUGGAAUUGGCUUCGGUAACCAUUUCAGCGACGGGAAUCAGACUAGCCCCGGAAAAGGCCAAAACCAUGGUUAUGGCUAUGGCUAUGGUUCGGCCCAUGGUAACCAGAAAAAUAGUGGAAUGGGCCAUGGCUUCAGUAAUCACACAAGCUAUGAAGCAACUGAAGCUUAUGGCUAUGGUUCAACCCAUGGUAACCACAAAAAUAGUGGAAAGGGCCAUGGCUUCAGUAAUCACGCAAACUAUGAAACAACUGAAGCUUACGGCUAUUAUGACGAAAGCAACGGCUACGGGAAUUGUGCAAACAAUGGACUGGCGCAUAGCCCAGCACACCACCGCGGCAAACACUCUGGACAGAGACAAGAGUUCAUCAAGGCCCAAGCUUACGGUCCUAGCAAAAACAUGGAUUAUGGUACCACGGAAACAGAGACACGUCAUUAUGCCAAGACCGAAACCCACUAUGCCAAUGAGUCUCACUACUACGGCGGAGGCCGUGGAUUCCCUGCUGGCAAUGGCUCUCAUUGCAUUGGGCGAGCUGGUUGUGCACCAACUUGCAACGGUAGGGAGUGCCACGCAAAGCCCAAAAACAUGGGCGACCACCCUGUCAGGGGUCUCCUAAGCAAGAUAAAGGAUGGCAUUUCGGGCAACCGCAGUGACCAUGGCAGUGGCAGCGGCAGCGGCAGCGACAGCGACAGCGACAGUGAUUGUGACGAGUAUGGGAAGAGGAAGGUCUGGGUAAGCAAAGCAAUAUGAUGAAUUCUAUACAUAAACAUGAUGGAGAUGACGGUGAGAUGAAAGCAAGAUGACGUUUCCUAAUAAAAAUGAGACUGCCAUAGCAGAAGAACAGAAUAAAGUUUCGCCAUGAGUUGAUGUUUUCAAGUUAUUAAAA